GCCCCGCAUGCGGUCCGGCUCCAGCAUCGUGGUGGUGGGCGCUGACGAGGAGAAGUGUCCGCCGCCGGAUGACGACAAAGACAUGCUCACUAUGCUCUCGCUCACCUCCGACACCGGUCCCCACCGCGAGAUGGCGGUGGACGUUCCGGACAGCUUCAUCGCGAGAAACAAAACGCCGCCGCGCUACCCGCCGCCGCGCCCGCCGCAGGUACGCCUCCGGACUUGCAGGGAUGAGGAGCCUCUCCUCUCCUCCGGCGGCUCCGGCACCAGCUUCGGCAGCAAGCAGAGCACCGUGCUGCACAGCAUCGACGUCUCCGGGCCCAGCUCCGAUGGCUCCGGCAGCUUCAAGAACAAUAGCACCAUAGAGAUGCUCUCCUUACCGCAAAGCUCUGACGGAUCAGGAGCCAGUUUCGGCAGCAAGAAGAGCAAAGGAUCGUCUGAGACAGCCAAGUGCGGAGACUCGGAGAGGUCGGAGUCCGUGGCCUCGAACGCCCAUAGCAUCAGUGAUCAUAAAAUCCAACUGUUGAUAUCAAACGGGGAAGACUCUUUGCUUGACUGCAGGGAGGGAGUGACGUAUUCAGCUCGGACUGAUUCUGUCCUGAUCCGGGAAGCGGUGUACGCGUCGUACAAGCUGCCUCCGGGGUUCGACACCACCCCGGUGCUACUCGGCCGGGAGGUGGCGGUCGACGUGCCCGACACCUUUGUCCAAAUCGUCAAAACCACGCCCAAGUACCCCGGUACCGUGGACAGAAAGAGCGUCGCGUUCCAGGUGAACGGCACUGCGAAGACGUCGGCGCCGGCGGUCCCUCCCAGAGAGGUGGCGCGGGACGCACCGCCGCGUCCCCCCGCGCACGACCUCACUAAGGACCAGGCGGACUCCAUCAGGAAGUACCAG
This is a messenger RNA of Manduca sexta (tobacco hornworm), 895 nucleotides long. RefSeq lists its product as uncharacterized. The transcript is spliced from 3 exons. The annotation marks the transcript as partial. Lineage: Eukaryota; Metazoa; Arthropoda; Insecta; Lepidoptera; Sphingidae. The record is from RefSeq and is a predicted model, not a curated record.